UUCUCAUCCAUCAAUCCACAAAACAUCAUCAUCUUCCUCUCUUAAUAACACCACCAACAAACACAAAACACACACUUGAAUUUUCACCCAAAGUCUGAUCUUUCUCAUAUCUACAGGUUUUGAAUCUUUUAAUGAUGAUGGCUUGUGGCUUAAGCAAGAGCCUUGGCUUCUCUUCCUCUUUGAAGAAGCAGCAAGGCAUAGUGACCAUCCUUGGUGGCCGCGACUGUGACAUUCCGUCGAACACUUCAUCUGCACCUUCACUCAGGCGGACUUUCUCCGCCGAUCUCUCCUCCAAAAAUUGGGUCUCGCAAAAUGGGUUCUCUCCCAUGAAGAGGAUCUCCUCCUCGAACAAGCUCCCUACCUUUGUUGCUGACUCAUCGAGCUCACAAGACGAAGAGUCAAGAUCCGGGUUGGAUAUUUGGGCACAAAUUCAAGAAGACAAGAACAAGAAGGAAGAGAUGGAGCCGUGCCAAUCCGAUGUAUGGAGUUCGAUAUUAUCAGACAAGAAAAAAGUGUCGGAAUCAAGCAACGACACGGUUCCUCCACCGUACGUUCACCCACUGAUGAAACGCGCAAGCUCCUUGAGCGAGAAAAGCCUCGAGAUUUGCACUGAGAGUCUCGGAUCCGAGACGGGUUGCGAAGGUUUCUCCUCCUAUGCAUCUUCGGAGACUGGAGAUUCUGAGGAGAAUCUUGUUCUCAACGUUACAGUGACCAAAGAGGAAGAAGAGACAGAGAUUGAGAUUGUUGAGAAAGAACCAAUCACGGUUUCAAAUCACACACCAUGCAUCGAGCUUCCCAAAGGAUCCUUCCCUCCUCCGAUUCGUUCUCUCUCGAGCCAAUCGGGUUCGGCUCUGCACAUGAAAACUCGCCGUGACAACGGCAGAUUGGUUCUCGAGGCUGUCUCUAUGCCGUCGCACAACAAUUUCUCCGCUAAGCGCCAAGACGGACAUCUCCUCCUCACUUUCGCUGAAAUCAGCGACGAAGAAGACGAAACUGAUGAGCUUCAGUGGUUUGAGGACGAAGAAGUGGAGGAGGCACAAGACGAGUUUGCCUAUAAGCCCAAUGGGCUUUUAUAUAAGCUGCCGCAAAAGGAAAGUGGGCCUAUUACUGUUCAUAGGUUGUUGGCCCAUAAGCCUAUUGGAGUACCAAAGAGAAACUCGAGAUGGCCCCCGACAGAUGAUUUUGAGACCAAAUCCGACGUAGUUCACUCUUUGCCUCCAAGACCAAGGGUGGCUCAGCUUGCUCGGUCAAUGAAACCGCCGUCCACGGUGGACGACACUGUAGGAGCGGCUUGCUUCAACACAUGUGACUACUCUUGGAAGCCCACUAACACUGAAAAUUUGGGCUGGAACACAAAAACUCAAGUUCAAGCCCAAAACUAUGUCAACAAACCAUUCACAGUUGGACAGGAAGGUUGGAUAAAUGGUUGCAAGGAACGAAGGAGGUCUCUUUUGUCUGUUGAACGUUUCUGCAUUGCCACUUCAUGAGUUUAAGUUACUACCACAAUGGGGUAAUUUACAAGACCAAAAGCAUAUGACAUAUCUAUCUAUGUGUAUAUAUAUCUGAGUAGGUAUACUCGAAUAUAUAUGCAUAUUAACCAAAUAAUUGUUGUUGUUGUUGAUGUUUUUAUUACCAUAUUUUCUGCCUCUAUAUGUUUUACCACAUGCCUUUUGGUUUGUGGGUAAAAAGAAAAACAAACAAGAAAAUAAGGAGUCAAGAGUAGGAGAGGGAAGAAAGUGAGGAGUGAAAAUUGGAGAGUAAUUUUAUUGUUUUUAACGAGGCUAUAGACCUUGUUGUAGUAAAGAAUAUUAUAUGAAAGUGUUUAUGUUCAUAUUGUUGGUUCAUAUUUCUUGCAAAUAAGACGACAACUCGUUUUGUUUAUU
Eruca vesicaria subsp. sativa (arugula) is the source of this 1883-nucleotide messenger RNA. NCBI's taxonomy places the organism in Eukaryota, Viridiplantae, Streptophyta, Magnoliopsida, Brassicales, Brassicaceae. The record is from the annotation of a GenBank genome assembly.